Molecule: messenger RNA, 5563 nt
Organism: Xyrichtys novacula (pearly razorfish)
Lineage: Eukaryota; Metazoa; Chordata; Actinopteri; Labriformes; Labridae
Source: the annotation of a GenBank genome assembly
AUGAUGGAAGAAAUCGACAGAUUUCAGGUGCCGAGCGCCGUGCAGGAGGCGGAGAUGCAAGCGGAGAUGCAGCCGCUGGUAAGCCACAUUUGAGAUAAUAAAUCAGAGUUUUCAGUCUCGAUCUACUUUGUAAGAUAUCAGCAGAUAUAUUGAUAAAGGGUGAGCAUUGCACGAGGCCUGCCAUUCACAAUGUUUUGCUUCAGGUCGCCGAAUAAUCCAUCACCUGUCGUCCACGCGUAAUAUCGGCGGAUGUAGCCGUAAAGCUCUUUUAGGAACUUUUAUCGCCUAAAGAUAAAUAGAAGGAGAAAACAUGUCUGUUUUGUUGUGGGAACACAGCGUCCGGAGAGCUGCGUAGCGAGCAGCGUCCGUCAUGUCUGGCGAAAAACAAGCAUCCCAUCCCAGCAUUCACCGCUCCAUCCUCCUCAGCAUCCAUGCAGCACGGGGCUCCAGCUUCGACGCCACUGUUGUCCCCGUGACGUGAUUGGGAAAAAACGUUUUUCACGCUAAAGUGAGCUCAACCAAAUCGCUGCACUCGUGUUUUGGGGUUUCGAAAUCCGUGGAGUGGAUGUGACGGUGCGCACCGUGGCCUGUAGCGGGGCCCUGGGUGACUGCAGCCUGCAGGGCGGCCUCUGCUGCCGCCUCAGAGCCAGACUAGACCCAAGGCAGUCUGACCUACUGUCCCCAGCUGCUCAUACUCUCAUUCAUCACUGUGCCUCAUGUGCUCAGUUAGUGUAUUUCCCCUCUUAACCUUUUUCACCUGUGGAUAUUUAAUGUACAUUAUGAGGGAUGAUUCUCAAACUGGUAACUGGGGUAACUUGUUCAAAUCUCAGAUCACCCUCCAGAUCAAUAUUAGCAGUUAUACUGUAGACGUUUUGAUUCACAUCAGUUAAGGUAACGCCAAACUUUGCCCAUAAAGGUAGAGAUGCACCGAUCCGUCAUUUUUCCAAUCCAAUCCGAUACCGAUACCGAGGCUGAGCGUAUCGGCCGAUUUUCAAUACCGAUUCAAUACUACUGUUGAAUGAAUGAACUGUAUAUCUUGCCCUGUGAGUGAAGGUAUCAGGCUUGACAUUAGCCUUGUUUAAAUAAGGUAAAAAAUUAAGACAGAUAGCAAAAAGAAGUAAGACGUCCAUGUAUUAAAAGGAAAAAGUAAUUAAAAGGAAAAAAAAAGACUGGAUAAGAACGCUGGAUCGGUGUCAUUCAUCAGAUAUCUGAUCCAGUUAACUUGUCAAUAUCUGAGCCGAUAUCCGAUCCAAAUAUCGGAUCGGUGUGUCCCUACACAAAGGAUUAUGUUAUUCAGCACUUGGGAGUGUGAAGCUUUGAGUGUUUUCCGAAAAUACCUCUUUGUUUUGUUUUAUAGGAAGGGCUUUUUUGGAUACAAGGGGAGCCUCUUUAUUGCAUGUAUUUAUGAAUUGUUUUAUUCACAUAGUGUGGGCAUAGUACAGCCUGUUGUGAAUUACAAACAGAUAUUAAUAAUUCAUGGAUGUCUCAGUAAUGCACCUUUCAGCUCAUCUUUCUGCCCAUGCCAUCCUCUCAAUUGUCUCCAGGAUCCAGCCUCAUCCACAGCCUCAGAGGCCGACUCCGACACCAGAGAGGGGGAACCUGUCACCAUCAACUACAAGCCCUCACCCCUGCAGAUGAAAAUAGGUGAGGAAGAGCUCAUGACAUGUGAUAGUUGUUGUUUUAGCUUUUGUUUGCCCAGUGUGGGACUGUGGGAUUUCUUGUAAUCUGCUUUUGAUUUCAAACCUCGCUGUCAUACACUGAUGUGAGAUAUUGAGAUACUGCUCUAUCCACUGUCUUGUCCUCCAAAUAAAGGUAAAAAGGCGGGAAAUAAAAAUCCCCUCAAAUAAUCCCAAAAUGAGGUGUUAUGGAGGUGAUACACUGAUUUCAAAAUAAAACCCCAGACCCUAAAACUAUCAAAAUUAAACCUUAGAAAAGACAAAGCAUCAUAUCCUACUAAUGUUAAAGGUCCCAGCCAAUAAAGAUUUGGCACGAGGGGAUGAAAAAUAAGUUGAGUAAUUAAUGGUUGAUAAUUUCGAUUAUUACUUUUAAAUCAACUGAUCGACUUUUGAUCUGAUAGAUUUGGCUCUAGAAAAACGUUACCUCAUGAAAAUCACAGUCCUUCAAGACUUAUUUCAGCACCUUGGACAGAGUCCAACGUGGAGCAGCAGCGACUCCACGAGGUCCCACUGUAUCACUUUAUUUUACAUAGAACAAGAAGAAAGAGACACUACUGAGAUACCGAAAUACACCAGAAUACUAGUUUUGGGGCAUAACUCCAGAAUAUUCAUGAGAAGCACAAAAUAGGUCACUUCAGAAGUUCACUAUAUGCUGCGUUCAUCCUACAUGUCUAUAUUGUGACUUCAAGAAAGCCUUGUUUUUACUGUAUGCUUGUUAUUUUUAAUCUCUGAAGUCUCAAACUUGCAUCGACAUACUUGAAAGUUCCCCAAAAGAAUCCCUUUGCCUUCACAACAGUGAUAACAUUUACAUUUGUUUGGACUAAACUUAGCGGUGUGAGUUUAGUAGUUUAUUUUCUGUAGAGUGGUAAGAGUAAGCAGGGGGAGAACAGGCAAGUAGAAGCUGUUGAUCCCAGAUUUGUUGUUUUGUGCUCUUAAUUUUUUUACUAUAUAAAAUAAAAAAAAACAUGACCAUCACAUCCUGGUCAUAUGACCACUGAAGAAAAACCCUUAAAUGAACAGAACACCUUGUUCAAUGGCAGACAUUAUAUUCAAACAGAAGAGAUUUCCCAGUUAAAAUUUAGAUUUUAAUCCGAGUUACCUUCCCCCUGAUGAGACUCUAUUGAUUGAUGAAACAUGGCGUCCCUGAGAAUCGUGGGAGUUUGUAGUAUUUCAGAGUUGAGAAAGUUGAGAAAUUGUCUCUUUUCUUUGGCGCAUUACUGAAGUUUGUUCUUGUAAACACUUUGCAACUUUUUUUCAAUGUCUCGUAAGUCUUACAGUGGAUGUUUUUCUCUUGAUGUAGAGAAACAGAGGGAGUUGGCCAGGAAGGGGUCAUUGAAGAACGGCAACACUGUAGGAAGUCCUGUCAACCAACAGCCUAAGAAAAACAACGUCAUGGCCAGAACACGGUACGUGUAAACUAUGGUCAAAAAAACACCAGGGUACACAAAUAUACAGUGGUGUUUUUUGAGGAUCAGCUAAUAAAAAGACAGUAUUUUCAUAUGCUGAAUACGCAGGAUUUUACACUCAUGUCUACUCUCUGUCAGUGGAGUUGGAAUGAGAAUAGUUUUAUUGAUUCUGGCUUUGUUAGAGAUGGAAAGGAGACCUCUUUCAUGCUGCUGUUGUUGCUGUAGAUCAGAUGUGAUGCUGCCUCCAGGCCCUUCCUGUCCUUUGAUUUCAACAUCUCUGCCAGUCCAGUUGUUACUCACCUCUCUUCUCUCCUUCAUCCACCUCACUUGUCAUUUAAUGUUACACCUUUUCUCAGAACUACUCACCUCUUUCUGCUCUAUUUCCCUGUUCUUUUGUCAAAGGUUGGUAGUGCCCAAUAAAGGCUACUCCUCUUUAGACCAGAGCCCCGAUGAGAAGCCCCUGGUGGCCCUCGACACAGACAGGUGACCAGAAACACAAACAUUUGCACACUUCUUGAAACAUUCACAUCAUAAAGACGUAAAUAAAAGCCAAACUUGUGUUUUUGUUGUUGUUUCAGCGAUGAUGAUUUCGAUAUGUCAAGAUACUCCUCGUCAGGAUACUCCUCUGCUGAGGUGAGCAAAUAUCUGCUUUUUCACCUCAUGUAUAUGCCCUCAUAUAAACUCUCUCUCUCGCUUAUUUUUCUUUUUUUCUCCCACUGUCAAAAAGCCAAGUUUCAUGUCUUAUUAUAAGUCUUGAAGUAAAUCCGUUUGUAUCCAUCCCACUCAUCCGUGUUAAUUCUGUAGGCGUGUGCUCUUCCUGCAAGUGUAUGGUUUUAUCGCUGACAUACCUGCACUCACACGUUCAUCACACACAAAGGGAAUAAAAAUAAAAUGUCAUCUCAGAGUGUCUGCUCCUGAAAAUCCUGUUUUUAAGGCAGCAGAAACAUUAUCAUAUUUAAUCCCCAGAGAAAUCCUCGUUGCCAGAAUCUACAUCCAUCCUUCAGCUUUAACAAUGUCAGACUUGUGGAUUUAGAUGUUUGGAUAUAUAUGCCAAGUUGUCAAGAAUCCUAUUUAAAUAUUUAUUAAAUGUAGUAACCUAGUUUGACUAAAACAGCAUCUCUUUAGUUUCAUUGAGCAACAGCAAGUUGUUAGCUAGCAAUACAACCGGCAGAAGCAACCUGAUGGUAAUGGAGUAUGAACAGAUGUGAUCAAUGUUAGUUUACAGCAUCUAGAGUAGAGAUGACUCUGCUUGUGUUAAAAUGUGAGUAAUUUUAGAAUUUUAAAUAAAUACAGUCCUUCUUUUAAGUAUGCAAAGAAAGGCUCCAUGAUGCCGAGAAUAAAUCACACCAUGAUAGAAGUCAUCACAUCCAUGAAAGAGCUCAGCAGUCUGUGAAAGUGGAGAAACUCUGUUUUCCAUGGUAACUGCUGUAAAAAAAAAUAUGUGAAACAUUCCCCUAAUCUGGCAGAUGUAUGUAAAAAAUUUUGUUAUAAUGAAACAGAUCAACUUAUUUCAGACAAGGCCAGUUGUUGGCAUAUCACCCUAUCUCCCUUUGAUGACUCAGAACAAGUCAAAGGCAGAUAGGUCGACUGUUCGGUCCUGCAAAAGGUUCCAUCAUAUUUUUAUGUCAGGGGAUAAUCCUCAUAUGAGGAUAAACGCCUUCCUUCAGGCUUUAGUUAUAAGUGCAAACACACUACAGUCGUUGAACUUUACAUGACCAUGAGAGUCUGCUUGAGAUCAACACAGAAAUAUGCCCAGCUAUAGCUUGGUCUUUGCUAUUUUACUGAUCAAAUGAAUGUGUGUUUUGGUUAGUGGGUAUGAGGAGGUGUGACAUCCGUCCUGUAGUUCUGCCAGCCAUACCUGCCAACACUCCCAUUUUUCCCAGGACUCUUCCAUAUUUCAGAUCUCCCGCCCACCUCCAGUAUUGUCAUUUCACCCGGGAAUCUCCCGAGAGUUUGCAUGGUCCACAUUCAUUCAUGAAUCGGAUCACUAUAUUUGUCCAAAGUUGCCAGAUUUCCAGACGACCGAAGAUUGUCCUGUGUUUCUGCAGAGCCUCAGUGAUACUGGAUUGAUACUUUUACUUUACAAUUUGGGAUGAUUCCGGUUGGUUUAAGCUGUAAACUAAGUGAUCCAGGCAGCAUAUUAGCUUCACCUCUUACAAUGGGAGGUUAUGGAGGCACACUAUCUUUAUUCAAUAACAGUCUAUCUUUCAUAUUUUAUCAUAUUUUAUGCCAAGCAGCUAGAGAACUCUAGUCCAGUUCUGGUCCACAGCAGAAGAAUUUGAAAAACUCUAACCAAUCAACCCCUCUUAUCUUUUUUUCUAGCAAAUCAACCAGGAUCUGAACAUCCAGCUGCUGAAAGAUGGUUACCGCCUAGACGAGAUCCCAGACGACGAGGACCUGGAUUUGAUCCCGCCCAAAUCAGUCAACCCUACCUGCAUGUGCUGCCAGGCAACCUCCUCCACCACCUGUCAAAUACAGUAA